GGACUGGGCGCGGCGCGCGCGGGGCCCCCGCGCGGCGGCGCCCACCCACCACCCGGGCUUAACUCGGUGCCCUCCUCGCCCUCCCCCGCCGUGGCGCCGAUCCUCUUGACCUGGAGAUGGGCGGCCCCGGGCGCCUGGCGUGCUGAGCGGACUCCGGCGGGCCAUGGGCGCGCCCGAGAGGCCGCCAGGGCCCGGCGGCACGAGCGAGAUGGACUCGAUGUGGGCCUGGACGAGGAUCGGUGGUUCAAAGAUGGUCAUCGGCCCAGCGCUCGUCGGCGGCGGGGGGCUGUGGGGCGUGGUGGCCAGGAGGCCCCUCGAGGCCGACGCCGUGCUGAUGCGGGUCCCCGUGGAGGCGCUCUUCCCCCUCGACCCGAACGCCGAGUCGUCGCCAGCCGUGCCGGCGGAGCUGCUGCGCUCGAUCCCGGACAACUUCUUCGCUCCGAAGGUGCCCGCGGUCCAGCUGGCCCGGGUGCUCGGCGGCUCCUGCGAGCCCGAGUUCCUGGAGCGCUGGCGCCCGUACCUGGAGAGGCUGAGGGCGCUCGUGUUCUGGGCCGAGGUCCCGGAGUUCGUCGACGCCUUCCAGCAGUCGCCCCUCAGGGACAAGUCCUUUGCUCCUCGGCCCCAUACGUCGGCGGCUGGGCCAGGCGCGCCUCGGGCACACCGGGCGGUGGGAGCGCGCCGGGGCUCAACCGGAGCCUGUACCUGCAUGCCGUGCGCUGCCUGCUGUCGCGGGUGCACGGCACCGACAGCAAGGGGGGGAGGGCUCUGGUGCCGGGGGGGGACAUGUUUAACCAUCACUUCCUCCACAACGCCCGCUGGACAUACCAGGCAGGCCCGCCCGGCUUCUUUGCCGUCCUGGCUGCAAAGCCCAUCGCUGAGGGGCAGGAGGUAGUUAUUUCGUACGGGGAUGACUUGAGCAAUGAGGAGCUGAUGGAUCAAUACGGCUUCACGCAGGCUCCGUAUUGGGAGCCUUUCCAUACGUUUUUCUUGUUUAUGGAGGAGGCUCCUGAUGGCUCCAUGCGCCACCCAGGAUUUGAGAUCAGCGAUAAAACGCGUUCCCUCAUGCUCAAGACGCCGAUCGUGAUCGAAGGCGUUGGAGCAAGGAAUUUCCCCAACGAGUUCUUGAGCUUCGUCGACGCCCACAACUCCACCUGGAGGGAUAUCCUGCGCCAGCACCUGGAGUUCCACCUGAGGCGCUACGGCAGCGAUGCCUCGCUGGAGCUCCUGGUGGCGACCUGGCGCGCGAACCGCGAGCAGAGCCCGCGGACCGCGGUGUGGUGGACCCCCCUGCCCAGCUGCCGCUCCGACUACGGCAGCCCCGCAGAGGACGACAGCGGUGGGUGCGCGGGCGAGCGCGACCUCAGCGCCGAGCUCGCGGCGGGCUCCUUCGUGGCCGAGAGCGUCCUGCGCGUCAAGAUGACGGAGUACGUGGCCCUCACGGCGUAUUCCGAGAUGUUGGACAUUCUCGAGGGGCGCCGCGAUUGGCGGUCCGCCCUGAUGUCUGCGACCGGGAUGGCGGACAUGCUCGACUUCGACCUGCGGCGGUACAGCGGCGGCCUCGGCGGCAUGCCCACGCGGGCGCCGCCACGUGGCCGGCGCGUGGGCCGGCGCGGCGUGCCUGCUGCUGGCUCGCAGCAGGUGGGCCAAGCGGGCGCUGGCGCGCUGCAGGCGGUGAUGGGUUCCUCGGCCCACCGCGCCGGCCGCGGCAGCGAGCCCGCCGCGGCCACCGCGCUACCGGCCGCGUGCCUCCCGCAGGACUCCGCGGCGACCCCGCGGGGCCUCGCGUCUCCGUUUCGUUUUUUUGCUGUGCUCAUGUCUGGGCGCCCGAAAUGA
Prorocentrum cordatum is the source of this 1833-nucleotide messenger RNA. The record is from the annotation of a GenBank genome assembly. NCBI's taxonomy places the organism in Eukaryota, Dinophyceae, Prorocentrales, Prorocentraceae.